AUGGUUGUUGUUGUGGUUGUAUUUACUUAUUUAUUGAAACAACCCCCCAACGUCGUCGUUCAGCUGCGAAACAUCCCGGGAAAGUGGACGUCAAGACUUUGGUUCGAUUCACUCAUUCACUUAGAUACAAUACUUACCUCAUCUCAUCUCGUACCCCCUCCACGGUCCACCCCCCAAAUCUCUUCCUACAUCACCACCACCGUUACCAUUUCAAUAACCACCACCCCAUCUCUCCGAUCUUCUCUGCCGUUGCAACAAUAUUAA
Messenger RNA from Morchella importuna, 264 nucleotides. RefSeq lists its product as uncharacterized. Lineage: Eukaryota; Fungi; Ascomycota; Pezizomycetes; Pezizales; Morchellaceae. The record is from RefSeq and is a predicted model, not a curated record. Bases 1 to 264 code for a protein of 87 amino acids. The transcript is spliced from 3 exons.